AGCUUUUUAUGUCGGUGUUCUUCAUUUUCGAAGCUCUUCAAAUUUAUUGUCCAAAUUUGAAGUCAAUUUGGGAAGAGUCGAAAUUAAAUAGAAUUGCUGCAUUGGAGAAAUAAGGUGCUAAAUAGGUAAAAGAAAUAUAACUACAUGCAAUACAACUAAGAAUAUUGCAUAGAACAACUUUUGUAAUAUUGUUUGCAUAAAAAGCUUUGAUGUGUCGGUUGUUAAAAGAGGAACAGAAACAAACGAAGCAACACAAGAGGACGUCGAAAACGUUUACAUAUUCUCAGCCGACAGAAGGUGAAUCUGCUGAUCAAAGCAAAAGCCAUAAAAGGUGCAAAAAUUUGGAUUUUAAGAAUUUUUGAUUAUUUUGAUGAAAAGUUGAUUUAGACGUGCUUGUGUAAAAAGUUUUUAUAAGUAUAGUGCAUUCAGUUCAGUCAAUAUAUUUACAAACAUAUACAUAAAGACCAAAGGUCCACGCCCCUUUGAAGUUGUAUACUAGUAUGAAAAAGAGUGACCUAAAUCAGGAUAUAACCGAAGUGACUAUUGGCACAGCAUCCAAUGAAAAUAAAGUAAUAAGGUCCAACAUGAUGCAUACUUUUGAAACCCAAUCUGCCCCACCUUCAGAUUUUCCCCAAAUGGAUCGAAAUGUGUCCACUACAUCUCUAACCAAGUUGACACAACAGCCUCAAACGCCAGAUAUGUUGGCACUAAAUGAGGAAGAUAAAGCGUCUACAUCAUCUGCAGGGAAAAUGCUUGCUGUCAAUUUAGGAAUAGAACCAAUAAUGAAUGAGACAGUUAGAGAUGAAUUAGGGGAAAGAAGUUGCUGGAUUUGUUUUGCAACAGAUGAAGAUAACCGUCUAGCUCCUUGGGUGCAGCCAUGUAAAUGUCGUGGUACUACAAAAUGGGUCCAUCAAAGUUGUUUAUAUCGAUGGGUAGAUGAGAAACAAAAGGGUAACGGGAUGCGUGCAGUUAGUUGUCAACAGUGCCAAACCGAAUAUAUUAUUGUUUUUCCACAAAUGGGCAAAGUUGCCAAUUUAUUAGAAGCUUUCGAUAAUAUAAUUAAACGCCUAAGUCCCUUUCUGGCUGCCGGUAUUUUUGUUGGUUCAUUAUAUUGGACAGCAGUAACUUAUGGAGCUGUAACCUUCCUACAGAUUGUUGGGCAUAAAAAGGGAUUGGCCCUAAUGGAAAAUGGUGAUCCACUAAUAUUAUUACUUGGUUUGCCUGCAAUUCCAGUUGGUCUAGUACUGGGACGUAUGAUUCGCUGGGAGGACGCAGUAAUCAGAUUGAUCCGAAACCGUCGAAGUGUUGCACGAAAAUUCCCACUGAUGAACUUCAUUAUUCCUUUUCCUGAAAAUGAAGAGGAACAAUCGGCGCAAAAUCCGGCAACGCCUACGUUGGCAGAUCCAGUCUCUGCCACUCGAAUAUUUUGUGGAGCCCUAAUUUUACCAACCAUAUCGACUAUAGUCGGCCGUUUGCUCUUUGAAUCAAUUGAAGAUACCCUGCAUCGUACUCUUCUAGGCGGUUUAACAUUUAUUGCUGUAAAAGGUAUCCUUAAGAUUUAUCUAAAGCAACAACAAUACACACGAAAGAAAAAACGUCGCAUCGUCGAUUACACUGAUGAGAAUGUGCGUAUUUUCGUAAAUCGUAGCACAUCUCGCCACCAUGGUGGCGCUACUUCAUCGGGUGGUGCUUCAACUGCAGCUAGUGGUGAAGCACCCAAUGCUGGGGCGGCAUCGGAUGGCCCAAGCACACAGUUCCAAAGAGAUCCAAACUUAGUACCACAAUCUGCAAACGAACGCAUCAGCAUGGUUUAGACCCCUACUGAACUAAAGGUGAUAAAUUAAUUUACCACAGUUGUCUCAACUGUAACAUGGACGAUGGAGCCGAAAUGAGUGUCAUUUAUACACUUUAUAGAUAUCCGUGCUUGUUGCAAUAAAUCAGGGCCGUAGUUUGUUCUCUACUUUCUUUUUACUAACCAAAUUUUAGCAACACCAAAUCGAUGUAUUAAAUAAGUUCCAAUUCUGCAUAUAUAAGGCGCCAAAAUUGAAUGAUAUUAAAAUAAAAAUUUGUAAAUAAAAUGAGAAAGCGCAAUUUAUAAGGAAUAACAUGAAAUUGCAAAUUUACUUUCAUAAUUAAUUUAAAAUUCGCUCAAUGCACAAUUAUAUAAAUAAAAGAAAAAACAUUCGGAUUGGUUGAGUGGAUUUCGCCAUAUACAUAUGUAUGUACAUACAAUAUAUAAAUAUUUGUAUGAUCACAUUUUUGUGUAUUUAUGUAUGUGAAACGCCAAUAGUUAAGAAAUAAAUCUUUGAACAAAUUUCGGAAAA
Molecule: messenger RNA, 2324 nt
Organism: Bactrocera oleae (olive fruit fly)
Lineage: Eukaryota; Metazoa; Arthropoda; Insecta; Diptera; Tephritidae
Product: E3 ubiquitin-protein ligase MARCHF5
Biological process (GO): protein polyubiquitination; regulation of mitochondrial fission
Cellular component (GO): mitochondrial outer membrane
Molecular function (GO): zinc ion binding; ubiquitin protein ligase activity
Source: RefSeq, a predicted model, not a curated record